This is a messenger RNA of Sphaeroforma arctica JP610, 1185 nucleotides long. RefSeq lists its product as hypothetical. The record is from RefSeq and is a predicted model, not a curated record. The transcript has a single exon. The coding region runs from base 1 to 1185 and encodes 394 amino acids. NCBI's taxonomy places the organism in Eukaryota, Ichthyosporea, Ichthyophonida.
AUGGAGGGGGCAACUGUCAAUUACCUCCACACGUCCGCCCAACAUUUUCUCACUGAUAUCGAAUACGGGAAGUUUCCACUACGACUCGCUAAUAAUAAGACUACGAUCAUUACCACCCGAGGAACGCUUCCGAAUCUAGGACUCGCAUACCUAGAUCACACACUGACACAAGGCAUCAUUGCGCAAAGCCACCUGCAGGACAGUGGUUGUUCACUUUCAUUCCCUGGAGACAUAAUGUCCUGCCAUCUCACAUACACAGGAACCAAGCUCGAACUUCGACGACGCAACGGUGGCUACUAUAUAUAUUACACAGCACUCCAGAACCUAUUCCACUCACCCACUAUACGCAAUAUCCCCCAAGAAUCUCUCGACAUACAUACAGCACCAAAUACUACGUCUAAUACAAUCAUGAUCGACCCGCCUGCGCCUCCCACUCACACAACAAUGACGUAUGACGAAUUCCAUCGGUCUGAAGGCCACCGUAUCAGACGCACGACUCUUCGCAUGGCCAAACAGAAACAUAUCACGUUGACACAUACCCCAUCGAAGUACGUACAAUGCGAAGCCUGGAUGUUAGAUCGUUCUAUAUUUGCAUCUUCCAUGAUAUUUUUGGGCUAUACACCCAAAAUGGACCUAUUUGCGGCAAAGCACAAUGUACAAGUCCCCCAUUUCGUCUCCCCAGAAGGAGGUGGCAUUGCUACUGACUGGCGUCAAAUUGAUUUCACCAAUGAACCAGGACUGUACGGCAACCCUAUAUGGCCGGAUAUCAAGGAACUUAUCGAUAAAAACACCAAGGCUGGAACAACACUUGCUAUCGUUGUCCCCCUGCGACCUACAGCUACCUGGUGGGACUCAUUCCUAGCACACCUUCAAUCUCAACCAUAUAUAAUCCAAAACACAACGUCCAUAUUCCGAAGACACAGCGCCACUAUAGUAGGCAAACCUUCCUGGCUAUUCACACUCGUCGCCCUCCUGGGACCCAUAUCUUCCCACGUCACUCCUGGUGAUGAUUUAAAAUCAGCCAUUGACUAUGUCAGAUUCAAUCCUGAGUUCCCGAAGAACUGCAGGGUGUGCGUCGAAGGUAAAAUGAAGGCUAAGCACGUGUCCCACUGUGAUAAAUACGCGUCAAUAACUAUAUCUCAACGUACUCCUCUCAUCAGAGGUGAGACGUUGGCUAUUUAUUGA